Molecule: messenger RNA, 1256 nt
Organism: Aspergillus pseudotamarii
Lineage: Eukaryota; Fungi; Ascomycota; Eurotiomycetes; Eurotiales; Aspergillaceae
Product: aminotransferase class IV
Exons: 1
Coding region: 183-1163 (326 amino acids)
Biological process (GO): carboxylic acid metabolic process
Molecular function (GO): catalytic activity
Source: RefSeq, a predicted model, not a curated record
GCGGGAGUGGGCGUACCAGCAGGCGAAACCAGACACAUCGUUCUGGCAUGGCCCCAAAGCAACUCCGAUUGUUCUUUUCCCAUGUUCGAGGCAUCGGUCCACCAGAGACUCGAGACACAACGUUCUCAUCAUCAGACGCUUCUUUCGGUAACGUCCUCAGUUGAACAUACAGCCCUCUCACCAUGACAACUAUGAACAAAGUAUUUUCCGGUUAUUACGAGCGCAAGGCCCGUCUAGAUAACAGUGACAACCGCUUUGCCAAGGGAAUUGCCUACGUCGAGGGAUCUUUCGUCCCACUCGCCGACGCACGAGUCCCACUCCUCGACGAGGGUUUCAUGCAUAGCGACCUCACGUAUGAUGUGCCAUCGGUCUGGGAUGGGCGCUUCUUCCGCCUCGAUGAUCAUCUCCGUCGAUUGGAAGACAGCUGUCAGAAAAUGCGACUGAAGAUCCCACUGUCCAGGGACGAGGUGAAGCAGACCCUAAGAGAGAUGGUUGCUAAGAGUGGAAUCGAAGAUGCGUUUGUGGAGCUGAUCGUCACCCGUGGCCUGAAAGGGGUCCGUGGCAAUAAGCCAGAGGAUCUGUUCGACAAUCAUCUCUAUCUGAUCGUCAUGCCGUAUGUCUGGGUCAUGGAGCCCGCCAUGCAACAUACCGGAGGCAGUGCGAUCAUUGCCCGUACCGUACGGCGCACUCCCCCCGGUGCUUUCGAUCCUACCAUCAAGAAUCUCCAGUGGGGGGACUUGACCCGGGGUCUAUUCGAAGCGGCUGACCGUGGCGCGGAUUACCCAUUUCUCUCCGACGGAGAUACCAAUCUCACCGAAGGAUCCGGUUUCAAUAUAGUAUUGAUUAAAGAUGGCAUUAUCUACACACCCGACCGUGGGGUUCUAGAAGGGAUUACCCGUAAGAGUGUUUUUGAUAUUGCCCAGGCCAAGAAGAUCGAGGUCCGCGUUCAGGUGGUGCCACUCGAGCAUGCCUAUCACGCCGAUGAGAUAUUCAUGUGUACUACAGCUGGUGGCAUUAUGCCUAUCACGAAACUCGAUGGGAAACCGAUCCAGAAUGGCAAGGUCGGCCGCCUUACUACAAAAAUAUGGGAUGAAUACUGGGCGAUGCACUAUGACCCGAAAUAUAGCUCUGCUAUCGAUUACAGGGGCCAUGAGGGCAACUGAUGCUGUCUCAUUCUGCUCGUCCCUCCCCUUUCGCCGGAUCCGGGUUUUUUGAAGUGCGAUGGCCAGCGACGAAUCCGCCGGAGUGUGUGGAGC